Molecule: messenger RNA, 786 nt
Organism: Lachancea mirantina
Lineage: Eukaryota; Fungi; Ascomycota; Saccharomycetes; Saccharomycetales; Saccharomycetaceae
Source: the annotation of a GenBank genome assembly
AUGGACCAAUAUCAAGGCAAAAUAGGAGCCUUUAUCCAGAUCCCAAACGUUGGACGCGGCCAAUUAAAGUAUGUGGGUCCUGUUGAGGGCAAAACUGGGGUCUAUGUCGGUGUAGAUCUGUUGGCGAACAUAGGAAAGAACGAUGGAUCCUUUGACGGCAAACGAUAUUUCCAAACCGAAUAUGUACAAAGUGGGCUGUUUAUCCAAUUACAAAAAGUUGCGGCUCUCAUAGAUGAAGCCGCCAAUGGAGCAGACAACAAUUGUGCUCCAUUUGAUACCCUUGCGCAGUUGCGACGUCAGGAAUACGUCGUUGAUCCCAGAUCACCAACACCCGUACGAUAUAAGAGAGACGAGGAACUAGGAUUAGAACCAAUGGUUCUACAGCAACGACAGGAACUGCAGCAGUAUAAGUCACUUAUAGAGGAGCAGCGGGGCGUUCUGGAAGAUAUACAGCCUGCCAUCGAGGACUACGAAACGAGAAUACGCAGUUUAGAAACAGAGCUUGAUAAGGUACGUAACCAGCUCAGCAAUGAAAGAGAGCAAUGGCGAAACCAGAAGCUGUAUUUCGAGACGGAACACGAGCAACUUUUAUCCGUUGUAGAAGAAUUGCAUCGAGAAAUCCGAGAAAACGAGAGAAGAAUGAUCCGGGCGCGAGAGCAGGCAGCUGGAGAUUUUACUUCAACGUUAACGCUUGAAAACGACCCGCUGAGAGAGGGCGUCCAAUUCCGAGAUAAUGAAUCAUUUUCCCAGGAUCUGGUGUCAAACGCUGAAUUGCCUAAACAAUGA